Molecule: messenger RNA, 4320 nt
Organism: Aspergillus fijiensis CBS 313.89
Lineage: Eukaryota; Fungi; Ascomycota; Eurotiomycetes; Eurotiales; Aspergillaceae
Exons: 5
Coding region: 1-4320 (1439 amino acids)
Biological process (GO): protein phosphorylation
Molecular function (GO): ATP binding; protein kinase activity
Source: RefSeq, a predicted model, not a curated record
AUGGCAGUUUCAAUUCCCUGGCUGGUAUUCCAGCUUCCACUGGGCAUCUGCUUGACUCUAGCACUGCUCGGACAAAUUGGAUGCCGACCGUGGAGCUCUGCCUCCCCAGACCCAUCAAGCCAUCCAGCAACAGAACAAGAACAGGAGAGACACAAGGUUCCUGACUUCAUCGAGUCAUGGGAGACGUACAAGAACUAUACCAACCAUCACAGACCUUUUCCAGGUCACGCCAACCGCCGAGCGGCCCUUGACGUUCUCCGGUCCCGGGUCCCGGCAUCCCGAGUCCAGGAGGACGACGACCCAGACCAAACCACGAUUUUCACCGAUAGAUACCGACUAGAGAUCGACCAGCGAGGGAUCCUGGGCCAUGGGGCCAGUGGCUACGUCUAUCCUGGCAUUUUGUCUUCUCUAAAUCUCAAAGAAACCCAGGAUGUCGCCAUCAAGGUCUCGCACCGUCCCCAUCUACUGUGGGAGGCUCAGCUAAUGGACCUCAUCCACGGCGAUCACCUGCUCCGCUCCCUGGAGACGGUAACCAUUCCCCAACCAGAGGAUGGCAAGGCUGCAGAUGGGCUGGUCUACGCAAUGAUCAUGCCACGCAUGCAGGGAAGUCUGCAUUCGUGGGCGGCCGGAUUGUCGUCGCGCGAGGAGCCAGGGCAGCGGACCCGCUCAGCUAUGCUGCAAAUGUGGGAAGGGCUAGUCCAGCUCCAUGCACAGGGCUUUGCGCAUCGCGAUGUGAAGCUCGCGAAUAUGGUGUAUAGAUGGAAUGAGACGGGGGACAUGCACGUUCUCCUUUCGGAUCUGGACCACGCUACCCCCGCCCGAGAGGUGAGAGGCAGUGCGGGAACUUUGGGGUAUUUAUCUCAAGAGAUUUUACUCAACCAAAAACACGAUCCCAUGAGCUCGGAUGUCUUUGCCAUGGCGAUGUCGUUCUUGGGGUUGGUCUCCCGCCGGAUGUCGUCUGAUCGGGACUUUCGCAUGCUGGUGUGGAAGAGUGUAGUUGACGCUGCGAAACAGUCGAAGAUAGAAACCACUCUGCUUCAACUGUUUGGUAACGGUUUAUCCGUGCGACAGGCGGGACUGUUAGCAAAAGCGCUGUGCGAGGAAGAGGGGAAAAACGAUGGCAGGUGGAUGCGGCGUAUCACGGCCCAGGAUUUUCUUGAUUACCCCGCCCCCCCCCCCAACUAUGGCUGUGAUACACAUACCCGUCAGGCGAUUCGGAGCCCAUUGCUGACAUUCAGUAUGGACCCCUUAAGCGCCUUCUCCCUCGCAUGCAACAUUCUUCAAGUCAUUGAGCUUGGUCAGAAAACCCUGACCCUGACCUUGAACUACCGCAAAGCCAGCACGGGCGAACCCCGCGAGCACGAAGAUCUGCAAGGAGUGCUGCAAUGCCUGAUCAGUUUGAAUGUCGACUUACACGCCUCGAUCCCAAAUUCUACCGACCCAGACAGUCUCACUCCGGCGCUGGCUCGGUUGAAGCAGGCUAACGAAGAGUGCCUUCGUCUGUCCAUCGAGUUCGUAGACUUGCUGAACAAGCUGAAGCUCCGCACCCCACAUGCAUUGCUAGAGUCCAUCCGGGCGAGCAUCAAGACGCUCUGGAAUCGCGACCGCAUGGAAGCCAUGUCUAAGGCUGUGGGUCGGGCUCGGGAGAAUCUCAACACCGCACUGCUCUUCUACCUCAAGGAUACCCAAGCCACCGUGGCGGGCCAGGAUCAGAUUCUCCAGUCUACGGCUCAGCUAGAGGACAACGUCUUAUCUGCACUGGAGGAACGUUGCGCGCUGAUCCGAGCGGAUGUACGCCAGGUUCUGGAGCAGGUGCAGGCAGCCGGCAUGAACCAAGCGGCAGAAACUCAGCUUCUCGUCUCGCAUCGGCAUCAGCUUGACUACCUUCAACGUCAGAUACAUGGCAUUCUCGAUCGACAAGAGCAUCUUAGGAACCUGGAUGAGCAAAGGAGACUAGCAGAAACCCACCAACUGUUCUUGGCUAGCAUCCAGUUCCCGCAAAUGCAGGAACGUGCACAACAAAUUCGAACUGCGCACGAAAAGACCUACCGAUGGGUCCUGCAGCCACAACACCCGAGCUCGGUGGUGGCUUGGCUAUCUGCUCCCACGGACACCGAACCGAUUUACUGGAUCUCCGGUAAACCGGGCGCGGGAAAGUCGACCCUAAUGCGCUACCUGGACCAAAAUCUGGAUUACGAGGAGCAUAUGCUUCCCUGGGCAAGAAAUGCGCUACAGAAGUCCUUCGAAGGACUCGUGCGGUCCUUGCUUGCCCAAAUACUCGAACAGCAGCCUGAGCUUAUAGCUCGCAUCAUGGCACUUGGACCAAAGUACAAUCCCCGAACUUGGGGCUCGAGUCAUGUGGAAUGGACCCAGUCUGAGCUAAUGAGUCUACUUCAUCUGUGCAUUGGCGCUCUGCAAGACCGCUACAAAAUCCUCCUUCUUAUCGACGGUCUGGAUGAAUAUGAAGGCACUGACGAGUUGCGACGGGAUGUAAUCCGAAGUCUGACUGGGUUGAACGGAAUGGCGAACGUGAAGAUAUGUCUGUCAAGCCGGCCAUGGAACGUAUUCCGAGACGCCUUCAACAGCACACCGCAACUGCGAUUAGAGGAUCUUACUUAUCAGGAUAUCAGCACAUAUAUCAAGACCGAGCUUACCAAAUCCCCCCGCUUUCGAUAUCUUCACCUUCGCCAGAAAGCCGAGGCAGACAGACUAAUCUUGGCGAUGACUGAAAAGGCUGCUGGAGUCUUCUUAUGGGUCCGGCUCGUGGUGCGCGACCUGCUUGAAGCUCUCCAGGAUGGCGAUAAUAUGGCUGCCCUGUCGCAAAAGCUCAACGGCAUCCCCGCUGACCUGGAUGAAUACUUCCGUAGGAUGAUUGAUUCGAUCCCUCCCCUGCACAGGAGAGAAGCGUCGAAAAUGAUCCAAAUUGCAUUACAUGAGGAGACCGCGUUCACCGCACUCCACCCGCUGCGGAUGCUUGACCUCCUGUUCAUUGACGAACCCGUCCUUGACUUUGCAGACACAAGCCCGUCGAACUAUCCCAUAUUGGAUCUGGCUGAUCGUGAAGGACUUGCCUUUAUGCUGGACUCCACGUACCGUAGGAUCAACAGUCGAUGUAUGGGCCUGCUGGAGUGCGUAUUUGAUCUGGAGUUUUCUGAUUAUUUUGACCUUACCACUCCGGAUUACUUGGAGACCUACGAUGGUCAUCAAUUCAAUUCUGCGCUUUGUACACAGGUUGCGGAGUCGGCAGAGAUAGGACACACAUUUAUGCUAACCAUCAGCUUCAUACAUCGCAGCUGCCGGGACUUCCUUCGAUCGCCUGAGAUUCAGGAAUUACUGCAUCGAAAUACCGGCGGCCCCUUUGACGCAAGGCGGUACCUGGUCAACGCCAGAAUCCAUCAACUUAAAGCCUUGAUGGUUGUUGGAAUCAAUCCGGAACUGAGUUUUGGCAUCGCUAGUUAUCUGGCGAGCGCACUAGCAGUGCCUGGAUGGAGGGAGUCCGCCCCAGCCAUCAGAGCAGCCCGAGUUCUGGACCCAGUCAUUGAAGCUCUCCUAUCAGCGAGCGAUCCCAACAGUAGCAUGAAUUUCGGCUGGUACAUAGGCAGAGUAGUAGAAAGGUGGGCGGACGAAAGAAGUUGUUUCCUGACUCUCGCCAUCGACUUUGAUAUGCGAGGCUAUGUCAGGGAGUGUCUUGGUCCAGCGCAAGUGCGCAACAAGGCUGGCCGCCCGAUCCUGGACCACGUUCUCAGACCGGAAUUCUACCAGUUUAGUGGCUCAUUGGGCAUUGGGUACUCGUUGGUCAGCCCCGAACUCGUGCGCAUUGUGCUCGAAAACGGGGGCAACCCCAAUGAUUAUUACCGAGGAGGGACCGUCUGGGCACGAUUCCUCGCGUGGACAGCAGGUUGCUUAGUUAAUUAUCUCACCGUUGACGCCGAAGUAGUUCAAGCCCAUGUUGAGUCAAUCGCGCUGCUGCUACAGCACGGUGCGACACUCGUUAUUCCUCAUUCCUGGCUUGCAAGCAGCAGUUCCAGCUGGGCCAAGGUCAUGACCCACCCGGAGUCGGGCCCGCAGGAGGGCGAUCGAUUUCGACGCCAGACAUCGCCUGUCUCAGCCUCCACUCACACGGCCUCCAGCGUGGACCAGCCAUGCUAUGCAGUGGCAGACCUCCUGGAAGCGUUCCGGCCAUGGUUCGGAGGGGAGAUCGACCGGCUGAUUGCUCUCGCGCAACGCUCUGCAGCCGCAUCUGUCCUGGCGCAGGGUAUCACGACUCUGCCUCUUCGGCCUAGGACCGAGCAUCUGCGACCGGGAGUAGAAUCUGUAUAG